CAGGCUUGUCAAAGAAAAGGCCAAACUGGAGAGACAACCGCAGAGGAUGAACUAAAUGAAGUCUAAGGGGUCAGAGCAACUAGAAUAUGUUCCAGAAUCUUGGAAAGUGUACAUUCCACUGCUUGUUUCAGUAGGUGAUUUACAUUUCCACGUAAAUUCUUGAAUCGUCUUGUACCUUGCUACCUAAAAAUCUUGAGAGAUUUUGAAUUGGAUUGCACAUAAUUUAAAAGAUCAAUUUGAUGUUUAAAAACCUUGGUGCUAGACAUCCACAAGAAUAACUAUCUGAUGUAAGUCACUGCGAAAAAGAAAUCUUCAUGAGGAAAGUCAAGGCAACAUUUUCACCUUCCUCAUUUCUUCUCCAAUCACAUUUUUAGAGAUGGAGACAGUGAGUUGUCCAGAGCUCCAAGCAAGACAGAUGCUGCCCAGUGGCCUUCCUAGAGUGGACUCUGACAUCUCUCAGCAAUACUUACAUACAGAGCUUGUGCUGUGGCCUGGAAAAUAGCUCUCAAUGCUUCAGGCAGCAAUCAAAACCCUGAACUGGAGGAUCUCAGGCCAAAGACCAAAAAAGACCAAGAAGUGUAAUGCUGACAAGCGGGUUUAGUGUGUACUUGGUCCAAUUACGGCGAGAAGAGGAACGUCUCUCAUGACAGCUACCCAAGCAGCGGCGGCUUUGGAAGAGCCUGGGCUGCAUUCCUCGAACAUAUCCUUUGGUGCGACUCUCCCAGUUCUGAUCAGACUACAUUUCUCACACAUUCCAAAUGCUCCUUUUACCUUUUACUCUGAGAUUUGGUUGCAAAGGAGGCGCUUGUUAAAACCUGACCAAUCCGGGGACCAUACUCAUUGUAAUGCACGAGCCCACAGCAGCAGUCGGGGAUGGGGGGCUGUGGAGUAGGGAGCGCAACCUCCCCUAGAUUGCUUUUUAAUUCCAGUUUUCCUUCUUAGGCAAGUACGCUCCAGAGUUUCUCCCUAAACUGCUUGGGGUUUUGAUUCAAACUUUGGCGACGUUGCUUUCUAACUUUCCUCCUGCGUCUGCAAGUUUCAGAGAGAAAUAAGCACCCCCUGCGCGGGAUCCCAUGGAAGUGGGGGGAUUGGGAACUAGAGUGGGGGUAUUCCUGGUUCACAGGCAGCUGAAAAAAGUGAAUGCAGGCGGAAGGCGCGUUCCGGCUCCGCUGCUGGAGCCCCAACCCUAGCAGCCCAGAGUCGAGCCAGUUGCCUACUUCCAGGACAACCUGUAGCGCCUUCCAUCUCCUCCCCUCCGCGCGGUUUCCCCGCCUCGGCCCCGGAGCUGAUUGGCAGAGGUCGCUACCCAACCCUCGACUCCGGGCCUCCACCCGGGACCGACGAUUGGCCUCCUGGGAGGACUGGAGUAAGGGGGUGCGAGGGGAGGGAUUUCCCUCAAAGCCCAGGGUCCCGGGACCUGGGAAGGAGUGGUUGGAGGGACUCAGUUCUCCGCGCAACCCAGCCGCGAACCGCGCUGGGCGGGUCGGGACGCUUUAGUCUCCGCGGCUGCUCCAGCCCGGACCGCGCGGAGCCACUUUCCCAUCCUUCUGGUCCAGCCCCUGCUCCAGCAGGACCCUGCGGGCGGCGGGCGGAGUUCCUGGCACUUUCCGGAGGGCUCUCUUGCUCCCUGCCCCGGACUGACUGCGCUCAGGCUGACCUGUCGGAGCCCUAACACACGGACCAUGCACGCAGCUCCGACCCCCGGGAUCACCGCCUGCGGGCGCCAUGCAGCCAACCCCACCAACUUUCAACCAAUGCUUCCUCCGCCGCCCGGGCUGGUGCUGCUGCUGCUGCUUCUCCUGUCACCGGUAAGCAGCGUCCGGGCACAGCCCGCUGCCCCCGGUCGGGCGUUGCUGUCCCCGAAUCUUGCGGGGGUAGCAGGGGUCCCCGCCAAAGAGGCCGUAGUCCUGGCGAACCGUGGGCUCCGGGUGCCUUUCGGCCGUGAGGUCUGGCUGGAUCCGUUGCAGGACCUGGUGCUGCAGGUGCAGCCGGGGGACCGCUGCUCAGUGACCGUGCUCGACAACGAUGCGCUGGCCCAGAGGCCUGGCCGCCUGAGUCCCAAGCGCUUCCCAUGCGACUUUGGCGCUGGAGAGGUGCGCUACUCGCACCUGGGGGCGCGCAGCCCAUCUAGAGAUCGAGUCCGGCUGCAGCUGCGCUACGAUGCACCGGGAGGGGCGGCAGUGCUACCCUUGGUACUGGAGGUGGAGGUGGUCUUCACCCAGCUGGAGAUUGUGACUCGGAACUUGCCCCUGGUCGUGGAGGAACUGCUGGGAACCAGCAAUGCCCUGGACGCGCGGUCCCUGGAAUUCGCCUACCAGCCCCAGACUGAGGAGUGUCGGGUGGGCAUCCUCUCCGGCUUGGGCGCGCUGCCUCGCUACGGGGAACUCCUUCACUACCCGCAGGUCCCGGGACAUGCCAGCGACCGGGGCACCCAGGAACCUCUGCUGAUGGAUUGCAGAGCUUUCCAGGAGCUUGGCGUGCGCUACCGCCACACAGCCCCCAGUCGUUCUCCAAACAGGGAUUGGGUGCCCAUGGUGGUGGAGCUGCGCUCACGAGCGUCUCCCGUGGGCAGCCCUGCUUUGAAACGCGAGCACUUCCAAGUACUCGUGAGAAUCCGAGGAGGGACUGAGAACACCGCGCCCAAGCCCAGUUUUGUGGCCAUGAUGAUGAUGGAGGUGGACCAGUUUGUACUGACCGCCCUGACCCCAGACAUGCUGGCAGCUGAGGAUGCUGAAUCGCCUCCUGACCUGUUGAUCUUCAAUCUCACCUCUCCGUUCCAGCCUGGCCAGGGCUACCUGGUGAGUACUGAUGAUCGUAGCCUGCCCCUCUCCUCCUUCACUCAGAGGGAUCUGCACCUUCUGAAGAUUGCCUACCAGCCCCCCUUUGAGGAUUCGGACCGGGAGCGUCUCUUUGAACUGGAGCUGGAGGUGGUGGACCCAGAAGGAGCAGCCUCAGAUCCUUUUGCCUUCAUGGUAGUGGUGAAGCCCAUGAACACACUGGCUCCAGUGGUCACUCGGAACACUGGUCUCAUUCUCUAUGAGGGCCAGUCUCGGCCCCUCACCGGCCCUGCAGGCAGUGGACCUGACAACUUGGUCAUCAGCGAUGAGGAUGACCUAGAGGCAGUACAGCUGGAGGUGGUGGCUGGGCUCCGACACGGUCACCUUGUCCUCCCGGGUGCCUCCAGUGGCAACUCUGCCCCUAAGACCUUUACAGUAGCUGAGCUAGCAGCCGGCCAGGUGGUCUACCAUCACGAUGACAAAGAUGGCUCCCUAAGUGACAACCUUGUGCUUCGAAUGGUGGAUGGAGGGCGCAGGCACCAGGUGCAGUUCCUGUUCCCUAUCACCUUAGUGCCUGUGGAUGAUCAGCCACCAGUCCUCAAUGCCAACACAGGGCUGACACUGGCAGAGGGUGAAACUGUGCCCAUCCUGCCCCAAGCUCUAAGUGCAACUGACAUGGACUCGGAUGAUGCUCUCUUGCUCUUUGUGCUCGAGCCACCCUCCUCAACUUCAGGGCAUCUGCUUCUCCGCCAAACCCAUCCUCCCCAGGAGGAGGAGGGGCUUAUCAGGGGUCCUUGGAGGAACCAGGGAACAUUCUAUGAGAAAAUGGUGACAGAGUGGCGGCAGCGAGACAUAACGGAGGGGAGGCUGUUCUACAGGCACUCGGGGCCCCACAGUCCUGGGCCCGUGAUGGAACAGUUCACGUUUCGAGUCCAGGAUAAUCAUGACCCCCCUAACCAGUCUGGGCCGCAGAGGUUUGUGAUACGCAUUCACCCCGUGGAUCGCCUCCCUCCAGAGGUGGGCAGCGGCUGUCCCCUUCGGAUGGUGGUACAGGAAUCCCAGCUCACUCCACUGAGGAAGAAGUGGCUGCGCUACACUGACCUGGACACAGACGACCGAGAACUGCGUUACACUGUGACCCAGCCCCCGAUGGACACAGAUGAAAACCACUCACCAGCUCCCCUGGGCACCUUGGUCCUGACUGACAACCCUUCAGUGGUGGUGGCCCAUUUUACACAGGCCCAGGUCAACCACCAUAAAAUUGCUUACAGGCCUCCAGAUCAAGAACUGGGAGUGGCUGCCCGAGUGGCCCAGUUCCAAUUCCAGGUGGAGGACCAAGCUGGGAAUGUGGCUCCAGGCACCUUCACCCUGUACUUGCAGCCAGUGGAUAACCAGCCACCUGAGAUCCUCAACACUGGCUUCACGAUUCAGGAGAAGGGCCACCACAUCCUGAGUGAGACGGAACUGAGCGUGAAGGACGUAGACACUGACGUAGCCCACAUCACUUUCACACUCACACAGGCACCCAGACACGGCCACGUGAAGGUGUCUGGGCAGAUCCUGCGUGUGGGUGAGAUUUUCCACUUGGAGGACAUAAAACAGGGUCGGAUUUCUUACAUCCAUAAUGGGGCUGAGACUCUGACUGAUAGCUGCUCCUUGGAGGUCAGCGACAGACACCACGUGGUGCCCAUCACUCUCAGGGUGAGUGUCCGGCCAGUGGAUGAUGAGGUGCCCAUGCUGAGCCUUCCUGACGGCACUCUGGGGUCCUAUCUAGAUGUUUUAGAAAAUGGGGCUACUGAAAUCACUGCCAACGUUAUCAAGGGGACCGAUGAGGACACCGAUGAUUUGAUGCUGACGUUCCUCUUGGAAGAUCCACCCUUAUAUGGAGAAAUCCUGGUCAACGGAGUUCCAGCCGAGCAGUUUACCCAAAGGGACAUCUUGGAGGGCUCUGUUGUCUAUGCCCACACCAGUGGUGAGAUGGGCUUAUUGCCCAAAGAGGACUCUUUUAACCUGAGUCUGUCGGACAUGUCUCAAGAAUGGAGAAUCGGUGGUAAUGCCAUCCGAGGAGUUACCGUGUGGGUGACCAUCCUCCCCGUUGACAACCAGGCCCCAGAGGUUUCUGUGGGUGAACGGUUUAUAGUAAUGGAAGGUGAUAAAAGUGUUAUAACCUCAAUGCACAUAAGUGUUGAAGAUACGGAUUCUCUCAACGAUGACAUCUUGUGCACCAUCGUUAUUCAGCCCACCUCGGGUUACCUUGAGAACAUCUCUCCAUCCCCAGGCUCUGAAAAAUCAAGAGCAGGAAUUGCCAUAAGUGCUUUCACUCUGAAAGAUCUCAGGCAGGGCCAUAUAAACUAUGUCCAGAGUGUCCAUAAAGGAGUAGAACCAGUGGAAGACAGAUUCAUAUUUCGUUGUUCUGAUGGCAUUAACUUUUCAGAGAGACAUUUUUUCCCCAUUGUGAUCAUUCCUACCAAUGAUGAGCAGCCAGAAAUAUUUAUGAGAGAAUUUAUAGUGAUGGAAGGCAUGAGUCUGGUGAUCGAUACGCCCAUCCUCAAUGCUGCCGAUGCUGACAUUCCCCCGGAUGACUUAACUUUCACUAUUACCAAAUUUCCUACCCACGGUCACAUCAUGCGCCAGCUGAUAAAUGGCACGAUUUUGGUCGAAAGCUUCACCUUGGACCAGAUCAUAGAGAGUUCCAGCAUUAUUUAUGAGCACGACGACUCUGAGACCCAGGAAGACAGUUUUGUGAUUAGACUAACAGAUGGAAAGCACUCUGUGGAGAAGGUGGUCCUCAUUAUGGUUAUCCCGGUGGAUGAUGAGACCCCCAGAAUGGCCAUCAAUAAUGGACUGGAAAUAGAAAUUGGGGAAACCAAAGUGAUCAAUAACAAAAUUUUAAUGGCAACUGAUUUAGAUUCUGAAGACAAAUCCCUGGUUUAUGUUAUUCGCUAUGGGCCAAGACAUGGCUUAUUACAGAUACAAAAAUCUUCAGGUGUCUUUGAAAAUAUCACACUGGGCAUGAAUUUUACCCAGGAUGAACUGGAUAGAAACUUAAUUCGGUACAUCCAUUUUGGGCAAGAAGGUAUUCGGGAUCUAAUUAAAUUUGAUGUGACUGAUGGAAUAAACGCCCUCAUAGAUCGCUACUUUUAUGUGUCCGUUGGGAGCCUGGACAUUGUCUUCCCUGAUGUGAUAAGCAAGGGCGUGUCCUUGAAGGAAGGUGGUAAGGUCACCCUCACCACAGACUUACUAAGCACGAGUGACUUGAACAGUCCUGAUGAAAACUUAGUUUUUACCAUCACCAGGGCGCCCAUGAGAGGUCACUUAGAAUGCUCAGACCAGCCUGGAGUGUCCAUCAUGUCUUUCACUCAGCUCCAGCUGGCGGGCAACAAAAUCUCCUACAUCCACACAGCAGAUGAUGAGGUGAAGAUGGACAGCUUUGAGUUCCAAGUCACUGACGGACGGAACCCCGUCUUCCGGACAUUUCGUAUCUCCAUCAGCGAUGUGGACAACAAAAAGCCAGUGGUCACCAUCCAGCACCUGGUUGUCAGCGAAGGUGAGAACAAGCUGAUCACCCCCUUCGAACUCACUGUGGAAGACAGAGAUACCCCAGACAAACUCCUGAAAUUCACUCUCACCCAGGUGCCCAUUCAUGGUCAACUCCUAUUCAACAACACCAGACCUACCAUGAUUUUCACCAAACAAGACUUGAAUGAAAACUUAAUCAGCUACAGACAUGAUGGCACUGAAACACGUGAAGACAGCUUCUCCUUCACAGUGACCGAUGGUUCCCAUACGGAGUUCUAUGUUUUUCCUGAUACAGUAUUUGAAACAAGGAGACCCCAAGUGAUGAAGAUCCAGAUCUUAGCUGUUGACAAUAGUGUCCCCCAAAUCGCAGUGAACAAAGGGGCCUCUACGCUUCGCUCUCUGGCUACCGGCCACUUGGGGUUCAUGAUCACAAGCAAAGUGUUGAAAGUGGAGGAUAGAGACAGCCCACAGUUUUCUCUUAGGUUUAUUGUGACAGAAGCUCCUCGACAUGGAUAUCUCCUCAACCUGGGUGAAGGCAACCACAGCGUCACUCAGUUUACACAAGCUGACAUUGACGACCUGAAAAUAUGCUAUGUUUUAAGAGAAGGGGCUAAUGCCACAAGUGACGUAUUCCAUUUUACAGUUGAAGACAGUGGUGGAAACAAGUUAACCAAGCAGCAUUUUCGUCUGAACUGGGCAUGGAUCUCCUUUGAAAAGGAGUAUUACUUGAUCAAUGAGGACUCCAAAUUUCUAGAUGUCGUUCUUAAACGUAGAGGUUACUUGGGAGAGACUUCCUUUAUAAGUAUUGGCACAAGAGAUGGGACUGCAAAAAAGGACAAAGACUUCAAGGGCAAAGCCCAGAAACAAGUGCAGUUCAACCCGGGCCAGACCAGGGCCACAUGGAGAGUGCGGAUCAUGAGCGACGGGGAGCAUGAACAGUCUGAGACCUUCCAGGUGGUUCUCUCAGAGCCCGUGCUGGCUGCCCUGGAAUUCCCCGAGGUGACCACAGUGGAGAUCGUGGACCCAGGAGAUGAAUCAACUGUGUUCAUCCCCCAGGCUGAAUACUCCAUUGAAGAGGACAUUGGGGAGCUGUUCCUUCCCAUCAGGAGAAGCGGAGAUGUGAGCCGGGAGUUGAUGGUGAUCUGUUACACGCAGCAAGGAACAGCAAGAGGAACGGUGCCCACAUCAGUGCUGUCCUAUUCCGAUUACAUAUCCCGGCCCGAGGACCACACCAGUGUUAUCCGCUUCGACAAAGACGAGCGGGAGAAAAUGUGUCGGGUGGUUAUAAUCGACGACUCCUUGUAUGAAGAGGAGGAGACAUUCCGUGUUGUCCUGAGCAUGCCCAUGGGGGGGAGACUCGGGUCGGAGUUUCCAGGGGCUCAGGUUACAAUCAUCCCUGACAAAGACGAUGAACCUGUCUUCUACUUUGGUGAUGUCGCGUACUCCGUGGACGAGAGCGCGGGCUACGUGGAGUUGCUCGUGUGGAGGACAGGCACCGACCUGUCCAAGGCUUCCAGUGUCACCGUGCGAUCUCGGAAAACAGAUCCGCCCUCUGCUGAAGCUGGAACAGACUACGUGGGAAUCAGUCGUAAUUUAGAUUUUGCACCUGGAGUCAACAUGCAGCCUGUUCGUGUCAUCAUUCUGGAUGACCUUGGGCAGCCAGUGCUGGAGGGAGUUGAGAAAUUUGAACUGGUGCUUCGAAUGCCUAUGAAUGCUGCCCUCGGUGACCCCAGCAAAGCCACGGUGUCCAUCAAUGAUUCUGGCUCAGAUCUGCCUAAGAUGCAAUUCAAAGAACGGGUCUACACCGGCAAUGAAAACGAUGGGCAGGUAGUUGCAGUGAUCCACAGGAGCGGAGAUAUCCAGUUCAGGUCUUCAGUGAGAUGCUAUACACGACAGGGGUCUGCACAGGUGAUGAUGGACUUCGAAGAACGCCCAAACACUGACCUCUCUGUCAUCACCUUCCUCCCUGGUGAGACUGAAAAGCCUUGCAUCCUUGAGCUGAUGGACGAUGCAGUGCACGAGGAGGUGGAGGAGCUCCGUCUGGUCCUUGGAACACCACAGAGCAACUCACCUUUUGGAGCUGCAGUUGGGGAACAAAAUGAAACUCUGAUCAGGAUCAGAGAUGAUGCGGAUAAGACAAUUAUUAAAUUUGGAGAAACCAAGUUUAGUGUCCGUGAACCCCAAGCCCCGGGACAGUCGGCGGUUGUAAAAAUCCCCGUGAUUCGCCAGGGAGACACUUCAAAGGUCUCCACUGUGAGAGUUCACACCAAGGACGGCUCGGCCACCUCUGGGGAAGACUAUCACCCCGUGUCGGAAGAAAUUGAGUUUAAGGUGGGAGAAACCCAGCACAUCGUUGAAAUUGAAGUGAUAUUCGAUGGGGUAAGAGAGAUGAGAGAGGCCUUCACUGUCCAUCUGAAACCCGAUGAAAAUAUGAUAGCAGAGACACAGGUGACCAAAGCCAUUGUGUAUAUAGAAGAAAUGAACAGCAUGGCAGAUGUCACUUUUCCUUCUGUCCCUCAAAUUGUGUCCUUACUGAUGUAUGAUGACACCUCCAAAGCCAAAGAGAGUGCUGGCCCCGUGUCUGGUUAUCCUGUUGUCUGCAUCACGGCCUGUAACCCUAAAUAUUCAGACUAUGACAAAACAGGCUCUAUCUGUGCAAGUGAGAACAUCAACGACACCUUGACCCGGUACCGAUGGCUGAUCAGCGCUCCCACCAGCCCCGACGGUGUGACCAGCCCCAUGAGAGAAGUGGACUUUGACACCUUUUUCACAUCGUCCAAGAUGAUCACUUUAGACGCCAUAUACUUCCAACCCGGCUCCAGGGUGCAGUGUGCGGCCCGGGCUGUGAAUGCCGACGGCAGUGAAGGCCUAGAGCUGAUGAGCCCUAUUGUGACCAUUGGCAGAGAAGAAGGUCUCUGUCAGCCCCGGGUGCCUGGGAUAGUGGGGGCAGAGCCGUUCUCGGCGAAGUUGCGCUACACGGGCCCCGAGGACCCCGAGUACGCAAACCUUCUCAAGCUCACUGUCACGAUGCCCCACACAGACGGCAUGCUCCCUGUCAUCUCCACCAAGGAGCUUUCCAACUUCGAGCUCACCCUCAGCCCUGACGGCACCCGGGCUGGAAACCACAAGUGCUCCAACCUCCUGGAUUACACGGAAGUCAAGACCCACCAUGGUUUCUUGACUGAUGCUACCAAAAACCCAGACGUAAUUGGAGAGACAUACCCUUACCAGUACAGCUCAUCCAUCCGAGGUUCCAGGACCUUACGCUUCUACCGAAACCUGAAUCUGGAGGCCUGCUUGUGGGAGUUUGUUAGCUACUAUGACAUGUCAGAGCUGCUCACAGACUGUGGAGGCACCAUUGGGACAGAUGGACAGGUCCUAAACCUAGUGCAGUCCUACGUGACGCUUCGCGUCCCGCUGUACGUCUCCUACGUGUUCCACUCCCCGGUCGGGGUAGGGGGCUGGCAGCACUUCGACCUGCAGUCGGAGCUCCGCCUGACGUUCGUGUACGACACUGCCAUCUUGUGGAACGAGGGGGUCGGCAGCCCCCCGGAGGCCGAGCUCCACGGUUCUCUCUACCCAACCAGCAUGCGUAUCGGGGAAGAGGGGCGCCUGGUCGUGAACUUCAAGACAGAGGCUCAAUUCCAUGGCUUGUUUGUGCUGUCACAUCCCGCAUCCUUCACAAGCUCAAUGAUCAUGUCAGCUGAUCAUCCAGGUCUAACAUUUUCCCUGCGUCUCAUAAGGAGUGAACCAACCUACAACCAGCCAGUCCAGCAGUGGAGUUUUGUAUCUGACUUUGCAGUCCGUGACUACUCGGGGACCUAUACUGUAAAACUGCUGCCAUGUACCACUCCGUCACAUCAGGAGUAUCGCCUGCCAGUCACCUGCAACCCCAGAGAGCCUGUCACUUUUGACCUGGACAUCCGAUUCCAACAGGUCAGUGAUCCCGUGGCAGCUGAGUUUAGUUUGAACACCCAAAUGUACCUGCUCUCCAAGAAGAGUCUCUGGUUGUCUGAUGGAUCCAUGGGAUUUGGGCAAGAGAGUGAUGUUGCUUUUGCAGAAGGUGAUGUGAUUUAUGGUCGGGUCAUGGUGGAUCCUGUCCAGAAUCUCGGCGAUUCCUUUUACUGCAGCAUCGAGAAGGUGUUCCUGUGCACCGGAGCUGAUGGCUACGUUCCCAAGUACAGCCCAGCAAACGCAGAGUACGGCUGCCUGGCUGAUUCACCUUCACUCUUAUAUAGAUUUAAAAUUGUGGACAAAGCUCAGCCAGAGACACAAGCCACCAGUUUUGGAAAUGUCCUGUUUAAUGCCAAACUGGCAGUGGAUGACCCCGAAGCUAUCCUCUUAGUGAAUCAGCCUGGAUCUGACGGAUUUAAAGUCGACUCAACACCACUCUUCCAGGUCGCUCUGGGCCGAGAAUGGUACAUACACACCAUCUACACCGUGAGAUCAAAAGACAAUGCCAAGCGAGGCAUUGGCAGACGAAGCGUGGAGUACGAGUACCACUCUUUGGUGAGUAGCGGGGAGCCCCAGGCGAUGGCCGGAAGCCGGAGGAAGAGGGAGGUCAGGAGCCCACCGGCCCUGGCGCGGGAGAUCGGUGCCGAAAACAACCGAGGCACCAACAUCCAGCACGUUGCCCUGGACCGCAGCAGCAGGAGGCGGAGCCCGCAGGGCAGGGCUCCCCCCCACGGCCUCCCUCCACGGGAGCUCAGCAGCCCCAGCUCCGAGGUCAGCCUGGUCGCUGUGAUGGGGGGCGGCGCGGUGGGCCUCCUCGCCGUCGGCCUCAUGGCCUUGGCCGUGGUGCUGUUCAAGGGCAAGAAGAGCGCCCGGAGGAAGGGCGCCCCCCAGGGCUCCGGCAGCAGCGAGCCCAUGAUGCCCCGGCCGGGCCUCCAGAGCGACAGCUCGGAGGUUUGAGGUCGGCAGGCGGGCGGAAUUCAGCCUUUUCCUCAAGUGCCCAGGAGAAGAGCAAGGAACCCACAUCCUUCUGUAAACGGCAGAGAAUGGAGGUCUUCUGGGACAGAGCUGCUCAGAGGCCCUGACUGUACUAGUAAAUGUUGAUCUGAACUCUGUACUGGUUCAGGCAUCAGAGGACAAAUUCGGACCACAGACCACACCUUUCCUCUGGCCCAGAAGGCUCACGUGUGUGUCCAUGUGUACACAGAGGCAGAGAUGGAGAGUGAGGAACAGCUCGUCUUAGGCGUUUUCUCUGCACGGGGAGAUGAACGUGUUCAGAGGUGCUAACAAACUCUCGCAGAAGCUUAAGAGGAGUCCAAGGGUGCGAUGCUAGGAUGCAUCUUGAAGGUGCAAUUACCACAUUGUUUAUUCAUUGUGUAACAGUCUAGGUGUUAAUUGACAGUCUGGAAGAAUGAUACACCGUUUAUUGCGACAAGUUUUCUACGUGGAGAAGACAACAUGGACUUAUGACCAAGGGGAGCUCAACCCGCAAAUCACCUUUUUUCCUACCUGAGAGAGAGUAGAAGGAAACAAGGAAAGUAUCUCACUAACUUGAAUUUUCAUUAAACCCUCCUUGUUUUAUCUACUUAUUUAAUUUUAAAUUAAACCAAAGAAUAUGUUACAUCUGGAAAAGAUCAUUGAAGAGAGACUGCUCUGUUUGGGGAUAUAUGUAGUAGAAAAAGUAGAGUUCUCGCAUGAUAAUACACCUUAUUUGUGUUCAUCUUGGGAAAUAAGAGGGUUGGUGACAUUUUAAUGAUGAAGAAAUGCCAUAGAGGUAGAGUCAUAUUUACAAGACAAUGUUCUCUAAGAACUGAGCCUAGAUGUUUACAGUAUUAAACCCAUAAAUGACCAGGAGAAACACCUUUCCGAUGGUAAAGGGAGAAAGCGGUAUUUAUUAAUAUAUGUUUAACCAAAGUGCCUUUGACACAGAUUUUAUAGAAUAAAAGAGUCUCACAAUGACACAUGAGGUUAAGCCUGUGAUAGCAUAAUCACACAGUAAGAUCCAACGCUUAAAUUGUCCAGGGGGCCUUUUAUUAGCUUUCUAAUCGGCACCUGGUCCAAAGGAUGGGAAUCCUUUCAACCAUCAUUCCAGAGAUGGUCUCGGAGGUGGCCAGCAUCACUGAUCGUGUUCGUCUUUGACCAAAGAAGAAAGCAUCUCUCUGGCAUCUCCAGGUCAGUGAGCUGAUGCAGCGUGGUCCAUCUCAGCAUCUAAAAACACAAUCUGUAAUACUGCUUACAUGCUAAAAACCACGGAACUUGCAUGAGCUUGCUCAGCAAGCCUCCUGUUUUCUUUCUCAGAAAUGUGCUUUCAUCAGCGAGCAGAAUUUUUAAUUAGAAAUGGAAAAUGUCAGUAGUUUAGUGACCCAUCUUCCAAAAGCUAGUAAAUGUGUUUCAAAUGAAAAUACGAUCAGGAGAAAAAGUACUCUUCCUAAAGACUAACGCUCCCUCCGGUGAGGCCUGGGAUCCCUUUUCAUUUGAGUUAUAACCGGGUUAACCUGGACAUCCUGGUGGAAUGGAGGUUUGUGGAAGUCCAGCCUCUCCUCAGGUCAUACAGGCACUUCCAGUAUGGUGUCGGUGAGCACAAUCCAUCUCUAUCCCUCUUUUUUUUUUUUUUUUUUGACUGCACCCACAGCGUAUGGAAGUUCUCAGGCCAGGGAUCGAAUCCGAGCCCGAGCUUCGAUCUACACCACCGCUGCGGCAAUGUCAGAUCCUUAGUUUCAGUAUUUUGUUUUUAGAGAAUUAUUUUGGUAUGAUCAGAAUAAAGAAGCAAAAUAACUUUCCAUAGAGGACAGUCUGUCAGCAGUAGUAGCUCCUUACUCAGUAGCUUCUGACUCCCAUGAAAACAAGGUCUUGUUGACAUUGCACAGUAAACACAAAACUCAAUAUUAAGCAUCAGUGGCUCUCCUGGUCUAUGAACCACAAAGCAUUAAAAUAUAUGUGUAUUUUAGUGAUGGUUUUAUCUAUUUCAGCUAAUACCUUCAGCUAAUGUUCACUGCAUGCUCCCCUAGGAUCAGCCACUUUGAAAAAUUACAUAGAAACUGAACUACUCUCCCUGCCCUCGGGCAGUUUACUAGCAAAUGUGGCUCUUUUUUGCACUAACUAAAGGGAUCAAGAUUUGCAUUAGUUUCUCUCCUGGGCAAAGAUCACAGGAGGCCUAUCUGUGAACCACAAUUUUUUAAAGUCUCUAGGAGUUCCCUCCUGGCUCAGUAGGUUAAGGAUCCAAUGUUGUCACUGCUAUGGCUCUGGUUGCUGCUGGGACACGGGUUCAGUUCCUGGCCCAGAAACUUCCACAUGCCACAGGUACAGCCAAAAAUGGGGAAAAAGUCCAGCAGUAGAAUCCACUCUUUCCUGUCUGAAGAACCCCACAUGUGAUGGGUCAUUCUGAACACAGAUCUUACACAAAAUAUUUCAAACUAGUAAGUUAAUGGAAUUGUCCUUUGCAAACCCACACAGAGAAAGGACAUUGCAAAGAUGUGGGUGGCCCUGAAUAUUGUCUUCUUCUUAAUGGAAAACAGGCCCACUUUGUUCCAAGAAUGGGAUCGAACACCCCACCUCGUCCAGUUCUUUAACAUCAGCACCUCCUGAGGCCCAUCCUCUCACAAGCAUCACAGUGUGUGAACCAUACAAGGAAAAGUCGAUUAGAAUUCUGCUGCCAUGCUAUUGCAUAGCAUUUGUGAUAAGGGAACCAAUUCUAGGCUUAAUAUGAAGGGAUUCAGUUCUGGAAACAACCAAAGAGCCUCCUUAACAGUCGUCUUCUAAUUAUUUUCCAAGAUACCAACUCCAAGGUCAAUUUUUAAAUGAAAAUGAGGAGUUCCCUCACGGCCUAGCAGUUAAGGAUCUGUCAGUGUCACUGGUACUAGCGUGGCUCGGGUCACUACCGUGGCAUGGUUCAAUAUCUAGCCCAGGAAUUUCCAUGUGCCACGUCCAAAAACAAAAAACAGUAAGGAGAAGAAAUGAGAAUGAACCUGUGUAAAAACCACAGAGAGCCUUCCUCAUAGAAAUCACACUAAAGGUUAAAAUAGCCCCAGAUUGAGAGAUGUUAGAGUAACUAUAGCAGAAUGAGAUGCGGAGAAAUUGAGAUUUUAAAAGUUGGAAUUUGGGGAGUUACCCUUGUGGCGCAGCAGAAACAAAUCCGACUAGGAACCAUGAGGUUUCAGGUUCGAUCCCUGACCUCACUCAGUGGAUUAAGGAUCUGGCAUUGCCGUGAGCUGUGGUGUUAGGUGGGCAGUUGCAGCUCUGGUAUGACCCCUUGCCUGGAAACUUCCAUAUGCCACAAUUUCGGCGCCCAAAAAAAGCAAAAAAAAAAGAAAAGUUGGAAUUUUGAUUUCUGCUACUAUUUUGAAAAUAUCUAUUUAGUAUUAACUUAGAAACCAAUUUAGCUCUUUAAUAGGAAAAAAAAUUUUAAGAUGCAAAUGUACACAUUUGAAAUUUACAUUAUUGUAUUAAUUUGAAAACCAGCAUGUUAUGGUUCUUUGAAACUUUCAUUUCUUUCUAGUCGUGAUAGCAAAUGAUAGCAAAGGAUGAAAACAGGUAUCUUUACUACCAUAUGGUAAAUGAAUCGACUCAAAUGUUCAAUCAGUCCAACUUGUCAAGGCUUAGAAACGUAUAAUUUGGCCAGAAACUAUAAAUAACUCUUAUCUCUCUCUCUUUCUUUCGCUCUCUCACACACACAGAGGCUCACGUGCAUUAAAAAACAGGCACACAUCUCAUU
Molecule: messenger RNA, 14958 nt
Organism: Sus scrofa (pig)
Lineage: Eukaryota; Metazoa; Chordata; Mammalia; Artiodactyla; Suidae
Source: RefSeq, a predicted model, not a curated record